GUCGGGAAGUUGGCUCCCGCGUCGCCGCCGGGGCUCCAUCCCUUCUUCGCCCCUGCAGCUGCUGCGGAAGGGCCGGGCGAGUGUUCCUGCGCGCCCCGGGGAUCGUGCUCGGGUCCCGGCUCUCCGCGGAGAGCGGAGCGCUCUCUGGGCGCCGACGCGGGGCGCCGGGGGCGGCGCAGCUCCGGCGGGGGCGCGAGGUGCAGCGGGCUUGUGGUUGGCUGGUUGGUUGGUGGAGAAUCGGCAGGGUCUGGUGGAGCGGCCGCCUCGAGGGGCGGCGUCUCCUCGCUCAUCCCGACUUUACCUUCGGGAGGAUGCACCGCGCAGCCAGUUGGGGACUGAAGUAGCUGAAAUGCGCAAAAGGCAGCAGUCUCAAAAUGAAGGAACACCUGCUGUGUCUCAAGCUCCCGGGAACCAGAGGCCCAACAACACGUGUUGCUUUUGCUGGUGCUGUUGUUGCAGCUGCUCCUGCCUCACCGUUAGGAAUGAAGAAAGAGGAGAAAAUGCAGGAAGACCCACACAUACCACAAAAAUGGAAAGCAUCCAGGUCCUAGAAGAGUGCCAAAACCCCGCCGCAGAUGAGGUCUUGUCCUGGUCUCAGAAUUUUGACAAGCUGAUGAAGGCCCCGGCAGGAAGAAACCUCUUCAGAGAGUUCCUCCGCACAGAAUACAGUGAGGAGAACCUGCUCUUCUGGCUUGCCUGUGAAGACUUAAAGAAAGAGCAAGAUAAAAAAGUAAUAGAAGAAAAGGCCAGGAUGAUAUAUGAAGACUACAUUUCCAUACUAUCACCAAAAGAGGUCAGUCUCGAUUCUCGAGUUAGAGAGGUGAUCAAUAGAAAUCUGUUGGAUCCCAAUCCUCACAUGUAUGAAGAUGCCCAACUUCAGAUUUAUACCUUAAUGCACAGAGAUUCUUUUCCGAGGUUUUUGAACUCUCAAAUCUAUAAGUCAUUUGUUGAAAGUACUGCCGGCUCUUCUUCUGAAUCUUAAUUUUCAUUAAAGGAAUUAUUUUGGAGGGCUGGGAUGGGAACUAAAGUAGUGAAAUGACAUCAGAAAUUGAGUUCCUGGACAGCUACACUUUAGUAUUCCUCAGGCUACUGUGAAAAUACAAACAUUAUGGUCUUUGUCUCCAUUUUUAUCAAGGUUAUCCAUGGUUAAGCUUGGAGAAAAUACCACAUAAAACAGUGAAUUGCCAAACUAAGUUUGUUUUACUCAACACUCAUUCUACUUGCAAGCAAACUGUACUUGUAGUCCUAUGGACCGUCUUCUAGUGUAUCUCCACAGACUGCAUGUGCAAAGUGAAAACUGCUUCAUUUGCCACGUAGUUGUUGUUCUACUUAAUCCAAUAGCAAAACCUAUAUAUGUAUUUAAGGACUUUUGUGCAAUAUGGUCUUAUAGAAAUAAUUGCCAAAAAUGGCUGUGAUUUGCAUUUUUAUCAUAAUCUGAGAUAGAAAAAGGCAAUUUUUAAAAUGUAACAAUUGUGUUCAACAUGCUAUCUACUGUGUUCCGUACACUAAUUUUGAAGCCGAUGUUUCUGUACAUGAAAAAAGAGCUAUUUAUCUGUUUGUUGGAAAAUCCUAACGGAUAAUUCCUCUGGUUGAUCACUGCCAAAACUGUGGCAUUUUCAUUAAGAAGAGUUUGCUAUGUUAAAAAAAUAAGAAGAAAAAAAGCACAAAACAAUUUGAAGAUAUCCUAUCUCAAUGACAAAUCAAAGAAUGAUAUUGUUUUUAAAUUGUAAUAGAAGAAAAUGAAUCUAUGUAUAUAUCAGAUGUCCAAUACUGUAAUUAAUUUAUUAAAGACUGGAUCUCCAGUUAUAAAAUGGUUGUGUAAAGUUAUGUACUGCAGCAAGAAAAAUAUAAGCUUGAUAACUUAGUUUUGGAAUAAAAAGGAAAGGAUUUAAUAAAGGAAUGCCUACAUGUAGCUCAUGUAAAACAUUUUGAUGAAUGGCAUCUGUCCUGUGGCAUUUUUCCUUGAAAGUGAAAGCCAAUGAAAAACUAAGUUUUUACCAAGAAGAGUUUUAUAAUGGUUAUGAAGAAGAUAAUUCUCUACUUCAGACCUUAACUGUUUUCACAUAAUAUCUUGAGUGACUUAUUUUAAAAAUAUUAAAACCAAACUAUUAAUUCUCAUCCAUAAGUAAAAGGCAGUACAGUGCUCAAAUCUUCUAGCUGCCAUAUUUUUUAUAAUUACACUAACUCUUCAAGACAGAAUACUUGCCUGACAUUGGCAUGUAUUUCUGACAUUCAAGAAAACAGUAUCCUGUCAUGCACAAAAAUUAUAACAACAAUCAGUGUCAUAUUUAUAUCAAAGUGUUACAUUUGAAUAUUAAUAUUCCCUGGAGGCUAUUUUUUUAAUCUUAAACUGAAUGAAUAUAACACUGAGUACUCUAAAAUGAAAGUUUUAAAAAGAUUUAUAUCCACUGAGAACACUGGCCUUAUAUUAAGGAUGAUAUUAAAAUUAUAGGUUUUCUUUGUCAUUUUUUUAACUACCUCUCAUUUUUUAAUUUAUUAAAUGUUUUUUAAAAAGCGAGUUUGGAGUUUUCUUUUUAAAUUUAUUUUACUUGAAAGGUUGACAUCAUAAAUUUCUUUUUCCAUAAACUUAAAACAUUUCAAAAGUUGUUUUUUUAAGUGAAUAUGAUUUUAUAAUUUAUAUAGAAUUCAGGAGACAAGAUUUAAAGGGCUAUUAUCUAUUCCCUAUGCAAAUAUUUUAACUGUUGCAGUGUUUGACAAAAUGGGAUUUAAAAAAAUUUGCAGAGUACAAAAUGUUCUGUUUACACUGGCGUUGCUGACUAUCCUACAAUAUUCAGCACUUUUAAAUACAUUAUUUAUGAAAAUGUAGUUAUAAUGCAAGAUAGAAAAUAUUUAUAAUAAUCAUUUCUUUUACAAAUGCCUGUUUUUUCUGAAAGUGUUAGUGUGUUAAGAAAUAUUUUAUCCAUGUCACUUAGAUAUUUACUAUUUGAAUAAAAUUUUUCAGUAAUAUGUUGAAAAAAGAUAGCAAUGAAGAUGUUUACAAAGUCAUAUUUUUUCCUAAAGAGUAAAGAAAAACUAAAAGAAUCAUUCUUUUGUGAAGUUCUACUGUUCCUAAACUAUUUCUUUUUUCUUGAUUAAAACUGAGUUUAUUAUGCUACUAUGAUGUAUACACAUAUAUGGUGUAGUAUCAUACUUGUUUCUGUGUUUGAGGCACAACGAAUUGGUGCACAUGACUAGAAAAUAUGUAAUAUACUAUGACACCACGCAUGCAUCAGCCUUUUUAAAUGUAAACUUUAUAUUCUUGUUGUUACUAUAUAUGAUGGUGACCUGCUAGUCGUAAGUUAUCUUUAUAAGAUACUUUGGACUAUUAAUUAGAUGAAUUGUCUGUUUGACAAUAACUGUACUAUUUUACCAAAUGUAAAAGAUAAGGGCCCUUAUCAAGCGUCCUAAUCUCUAACCUGGGCAUUUGUGGAAUAAAGAUUUUGAAGCUGGUAUAUGCUUUUGAAACUUGGUGAGGAAGUAGUGGUGAGAAUGAUUCUACAGCAGAUUUACACACAGACGUUAGUAACCAUGCUAUGUGAACAUUCCUGUGCUAACUCACAUUUUCAGGGGAGAGGAGAGUUUCUCAUUUAAUUUUAAAAAUGUUUAAAGUUUCUAGGAUUGUUUGUAUAUUUGCAGCUGUACCAGUUUUUUUAAGUGUGGUGUGACUCUUUUCUGUUUAAGUUACAGAGCUAUCAUAAACAAACGGAAGCCUUCAACUGGUGUCUAUGCUACCAUUCUAAGAGCACAAGAUUUGUUUUAGAAUUUGAUUUUUCCUAUUGAGUAAAUUCCUCCUUGGGGGAAAAUUAGCACUUUAGAAGGAGCACUUCGUGUUUUAGAUUGCCAAGAUAUCUUUGUGUACUGUUAGAAUCUGCUAAUUCACAGGGAAAGAGGUUAAUGCACUUUCUAUAGUACCUAAUCUCAGAUGUAUCUAAUUAUAAUGGAAAGAAAAGUAGAAGACGUAGAUUAUGUAUAUUAAAUAAAUUGGGGAUUCAGGUUUCUUUAGAGUGAUCUUGUACAAUCACAGGACUAAUGGAUGGGGAACACUACUCUGGCUAAUUGUUACUAUGUUACUCGAAGUUAGUGUACGUGCUCUGACAGUGCUACAAGAUAGAUAUGAACAAAGCAAAACACAAUUUUAAUACUGAAACUAUGAAAUGCAAAAGUCAAGGCCAUAAUGUGGUCUUUUUUUGAAAUCUUAAAAUAUGUACAUAGGGUGACCAGUUAUGAAAUUUGGUCAUGGUGCAUGGGGUAUUUAUUAGUGUCCUUUGAUGCUGCCUAGGUUCUUACUUACAGAAUGAAAUGUGUAUUGUAUACUUACCUAAUAGCUCAGUUUUGUAAAGGACUAUAGAAAUAGGCAAAUAAUGUUAGGAGUCAAAAUGCAUUUUCAGCCCCUUAUACUGAAUUACAAUAAUACCUAACUCUUUUGAAUUUAACCAUUUCUUUCUAUACCCCUUUAACUUAUACUGAAAAAAAUAAAUCAUAUUGUAAUUGUGACAAAUUAGUUUGCAAAAAAUAGAAAAUAUUCAAUGUUUUAGUAAAGAAAUGUAAAUAGAAGAAAUUUAAAAUAGAUGCAAAAAACAGAAAACUGAGGAUUGUUGGGAAGACUUUAUAAAAUUUCUUAGAGAUAGAAAAUGCCAAUAGUUCCAACCCUAUAAAACAUAAAUUUUUAAUACUUUGAGCUUUAUAAUGUUAGCAAAUUAUUUUAAAAGAUGGUAAAGAUAGUUCCAGAAAAUUUUCUUGCCCUUCUAUUUACUUUGACCGUUUAUGACCCUAAUUUUGAAAGUAUAUUUUAAGCAAAUACUUAUGUUUGAGUGUUUUUAAGUUUUUAAAUUUCUACCAAGGUAAAAUAUUUAUUCUCCUAAGAAAACAUUCAAUACAUAAAAAUUUUAAUCAUUCCUCAUUUGCUACAGUUACAAAUGUUACCAGUAAAACUGAUACCAAAAACUUGUUUCAGGUUUUCUCUGCAAUACUUAGAAUAUCCUUGGAACACACACCAGUGCUUAGAGUGGCAAGCAUUGUUUCCAAAUUCCAAACUGUGAUUUAAGUAUUUUUAAAAAUUCUUUGAAGUAUUACUCUUUUAGUCUUCACCAGUCCCAACUGAUGUUUUUUCAGAUUAUGCAAGAGGACACUCAAGACUGACUAAUGAGAACAUUACAGAAGACAAUGUGCUGCCCUAACUGGUAGCAGGUCCCAGUAUGUGGCCUAAUAUUAUUCCUGUAUCAAAUGUUCUAACAGGAGUAGGUAAAGGAAUGCUAUUAAGAAUUGAUGAGAAUAACCAAAUAUUUUAAGUAUUGCAUAUGCUCAACUUGAAAUUCAUCAUUUCCUUGUUAUUUAUCAUAUAACAACUCUUGUUUCAGCAAUUUCAGAAUUUUAUAACUGCUAACUUAACAGCAUCUGUUCUAAUAGCAUUCUAGCACUUGAAGAGUUAAUAAGUAAAUAUUUUAGAACAGUUAAGCAGAUUGUGUUUCUGUCCUAUGAUUAGAUACAGUUCCUUUCCAAAGACCUCGCUCAUAGUGCUGUGUUAAAACGAUGCCACAUACUGUUGUUACUAAUGGAAAUGUAUGUCCACAGACUCACAUAUGGAAUAUAGUGAAAAAACAAUGGGAAGUCAGAAUUACAAAUUUGAUUUCAAGCUGCAUUUCUGUCUCAUGUGACUGUGGACCUCUGUGCUUUUCCCCUACAUUUUCCAAACAGACAUUAUAACUCAGAUCAAUUAUUCAUCCAAAAAGAUAACUUUAUUUUAAGAUGAAGGACUGUAUCAUUAUUACUACUUCCAUAAUGUGAUUCAAAAUCUCUACUUUCAGUUCAAUAAAAUCAUACCAAAUCUGUAAUCUAGAAAUAUUUCUUUCAGUACACACACACACACA
Molecule: messenger RNA, 5867 nt
Organism: Oryctolagus cuniculus (rabbit)
Lineage: Eukaryota; Metazoa; Chordata; Mammalia; Lagomorpha; Leporidae
Gene: RGS17
Product: regulator of G protein signaling 17
Source: RefSeq, a predicted model, not a curated record